Messenger RNA from Drosophila sulfurigaster albostrigata, 4107 nucleotides. RefSeq lists its product as uncharacterized. Bases 2178 to 3827 code for a protein of 549 amino acids. Gene Ontology annotation, molecular function: DNA-binding transcription factor activity, RNA polymerase II-specific; RNA polymerase II transcription regulatory region sequence-specific DNA binding. The record is from RefSeq and is a predicted model, not a curated record. Gene Ontology annotation, cellular component: nucleus. Gene Ontology annotation, biological process: regulation of neuron differentiation; positive regulation of transcription by RNA polymerase II. Lineage: Eukaryota; Metazoa; Arthropoda; Insecta; Diptera; Drosophilidae. The transcript has 6 exons.
AGCGACAAUGAUGAUGACGCGAUUUUUUGUUGUUUUUUCAAUGGAUGGGUGUAAAAUGAAUCUUAGACACGUCCAGUGCUCCUCAAAGUAUUUGUAAACAAUAAUGAUAAAUGAUAUAUAAAGAAAGUAAAAGAAAAUCUAUCGAUAAACUAGUUAUUUAUGAUAUAUAAUGUGCAUGUGUAUGUGUAUGGUUAAAUUGUAGAAUUUUUACAUAAUCCUCGUACGAUGAUAAUACCUAGAGCGUAUGUGUGUAUGGCUGAGUGUGUGCGUGUGUAUGUGCGUGUGUGUGAGUUGAACGGGAACCAAUUAAAGCGAAACACUUUAAAAAUUAAUCAAUCAAUUAGAAGAACGCCUAAGCAAAAUACAACAAAACAAACAAACAAAGAAGAAAUACUAGAAAAUUCUAUUAAAAGCAAAACCGAAACAAUAAUGAUAAUAAUAAUAUUAAUAAUUGUAUGUACUAUCGAAAAUAUUUAAAGCCGAGCACAACUUUAUCCCCUCAAUCCUUCCUUUGCCCCACUCCUCCGCCUCUUACCCUCACCCCCUCACACACACACACUCUCGCAUUCCACACUCACAACCAUUUUUGAUAUUGCUAAAACAAAAAAACAAGAAGAAAAUAUUAUAACAAUUAUUUAAGCGAUUAUCCCACCACGUGAUUUUUAUGAAAUCUAUAAUUUCAAUUGUGUAGAACAAAGAGAAUUGUUUUUGUUUUUUGGGAAACAGCAAAGAAAUUAAUGUUUUUGUUGUUAUUAGCGAUCAAACACUCGUAUCUUAACACAAAAUUGAACUCUUUAAACAAAAACACAAAGAACAAACAUUCUAAAAUGUCGUAAGAUUAAUAAACAAACAAAAAUCUCGUUCCAAGUUGCAGUUUUGCAGCCAUUUUGUUUGUGCCCAGAAAAAUAUGCUAUGGCUGAGAAGUUGAUGUGAAACUGGAACUUGGAAUUGGGCUCAGAUAGAAGAUAUGGGAAUACUCUAUGUUGUAAAUCACGUAGCUACACUAAGUAAAAGUUUAACAAUUUCCAUAAACUAUAAAACAAAAAACACAACAACAACAAAUACAAAGCAAAGGCAAACAAGAAAUAUGAUAUAUAUAUACAUAAUUAUACAUAUAUAUGUGUGUAUGUAAAAACAAACAACAAAUUUAAACUUUAGUAGCGCUUAACAAAUUCUAGCAAUUUAACAAAUUUUAAUUAAUCAAAAUAUGAAAUAUAUAUAUUAAAAACAAAUUCAAAACAAAAACGAAAAAAAACAAAACAAAUGCAACAAACUGCAAUUUCAUUUUUCUCUGUGUAAAAGUUGAGUAAACAAAACAAAAAAAAAUAAAUUUUUUAAAUGUGAACUUGGCGUUUUUUCUUUCGAUUGCUGGCAGAAGCUUGCAGCGGUGGGGUUUGUGUCUUGGCAAAAGCUUUCAGCGUGCGCACACACCAACAAAAGCGCCACACAGCGUCAGCCAAUGGCAACUCAGCUUGUAUGCGCGUUCUCACUCUUUCGCUUAGCGAUCCUAGCGUAGCUGACUUUAAGCCAAUGGGCAGUCAGCAAAGCUGCGCUCGGCUUAAAGUUCGGCUUGACGUAGGCAACGGCAGCCCAAGCUGUGUUAUUCGUUCAACGUAGCUUGACGCGAACGGACGUGUUAUUGCUGUGCGCUGUCGCUGUUUGGACUUUUGUCGUUCGCGUUCGGUUUUUGUGCAGUGCGUUUUCUAACACUGCGCUUGCAGAUAAUGCUAGUUCUAUGAUUGGUACGUAAAAUCAGGCUGCAUAACGCGCUCUCUUUCUCCCACCCUGUGUGAGUGUAUGUGAUGUGCAUAUCAGAUAAGGCAAACUGCUUGCCCUUCAAAUUGUCAUCGUUAUCGGUAUAGAUAUCUGCUCUUUUGUUACCAACUCCUUGCGGCAUUUCGCAAAGGAAUUUCCCCCUGUGCCAAGCCUAAUGAGUAUGUGUGUGUGUGUGUGUGUGUGUGUGUGACAGUUAAAGUAAUUCAUAUGAAUAACAAUAAAUGACUAAAAAUACUCGCAUGCAGAUCUUCGAUAUCUUCAGCUCACACAACUACGAGAAGUUGGCAACUCUGGGUGCGCCUCGGCAGUUGAAACUCCGACAGCACGUGCCCUGUAACUGAAGACAGUCUACAGGGAAUCGAAGAGAGAGAGAGAGAGAGAGAGAGAAUUUUGUCGAGGAAAUGGAUCAGAGUCAAGAGGCAGCGGAUGUGGAUAUCAGUGCCAGCAGCGAGGCGGGAGAAUCUUCCGCUCAGCCCACACAGAUCACAUCCAUCGAUGGAUUCUUCAAUCGGAAGCGUGGAAGACCGCCUAAGAAUCGCUUCGUAGAAGUCUACAAAAGUGCUCAACACUCACCCCAAGCCAUAUUUACCAGCUUUAAGCUGGAGAAAAAUGAUCAGACUAAUGUUUCCGGUUUGUCAACGUCCACGGAUAAUGCCGAGCAUCCUCUCACCACACUCAGACUGGGAGCAGUCGCCAAUCAAACGGUCACACACACCCACCCACUGAUCGCAACAGAUCUCACACCUAGUCGGACCAGGAAAAGAGGUCGUGUUUGGACCGUGGAAUCGCAAAGAGACUUACCAAACAAUGAGAAGUCGAAACACUCCACAAAAAUGGAAUCAAAUGAGAGACGAUCACCCGCUCAAUCUAUGUUCACUACACCUGAUCUAGAGAGUCCUUUAAGCAGCAGCAAAUGCUUGGAGAAAAUUUCAGUUGUGCGUGCAGCGGGCACUUUCUAUCCAGAGAAUGCCAGCACAAUGGAAACUCUAGAGAGCACAAGGAGUCGUUAUAGUCCACCAACGAAUCGGGAUAAUGGCAACCUGGAGCAACCAGAAGAUUUGAGCAUGCGUGGCAGCCAAGCCAAGGAAUCCAGUUCAGUACACGGUGAGCAGGAGACGCAAGGAUUGAAGCUGCUGCUCGAUCUGUAUCAACGUCAAUGGCUAUUGCCCAGUUUCUUGGUGGCCGCAAGUCAACCGGCGCCUCUGGACAUGCGUUUGCUACUGGAGAAUGCGGUACAGCAGAAGAUGAUGUUGCUCAAUGCGGCUGCAGCAGGCGCUGUGGCAGCUGCCGCCGCAGCGGUAACAGCUUCUACCCCAGUCGAGGAGCCAUCACCAGGUGUGGAAGCUAUCACUGCGACUCCCAUUGCAGUUGCAACCCAAAUGACUGGACGCAAUAAGCGAGCGAGGGAACAAGAUAUUCCCACGGGAUAUCUGAAGUUUCGCUUCAACGAAGAUUGCAACUUUGAGCGUUGUGGCUAUCGGAAUCAUCAGUCGCACUUCCAUUGCAAUCGACGUGACUGUCACUACAGCUUCUGCGACAAAACCCGCUUCGUGCAACACACGGCGCGUCAUGAACGCAUGGACACCUUGAUGGGCGAUGACUUUCAACAGUUUCGCGCCAACAUGCGCUGUGGUGUCAGCGAUUGUUGUUACGCCUCCCACACGACGACUACGUCCUCAAUGACGCCUCUCAACUCCCGCCCAGAUGACAUGCUGGCUGCUCCAAAGAAAUCAUCGCAUUUCCAUUGCCGCAAAUGCGAUUACGUCUGUACCGAUUCCAAUAAGGUGGUCGCCCAUCGUCGGCUGCACAUGCGGCUGGAGUAUGUGCGUUCGGCGGGCUUUCGUAAGAUCGCCAGCAACGAAUCCUGCGCCACGCCAUCAUGCUCUUAUGCUUUGCGCCACACACAUUAUCAUUGCACCACUUGUGAUUGCAGCGUGUUGUCCCGUGCUCAGCUCGCUUCGCAUAGGCACAGGAUCAGUCCAAGCACCAAGCAGAUUGCGGAGAGUUUGCCUGCUAUCAAUGUGGAACACGAUUUGCGAGCAUAUCCUUAAUUUUAGUUUGUUAAUGUAAUAAAAAGCCAUAUCAACACUUAACCGUUUGCGAUAAAUAACUGCGGGUUUAUGGGCAGGGUUGCAAUUUGCAAAGUGCAAUCGGUGCAUUUUGCGAUUGUUUGUGGAAUUUGGGGCAGCAGGUCACACUUGGUAAUCGACAAGUGUUGAAAUCGAUUUUCGAUAAAUCGCCUUAAAGCUUGUAAAUUGCAAGUUAAAUGUUAAAUAUAUCAUAUAUACCACAAAUUUGAGCUAAAAUGAGUAAAUUAUAAUUAGCUGAAAU